Messenger RNA from Nerophis ophidion (straightnose pipefish), 582 nucleotides. Its product is annotated as regulator of G-protein signaling 9-like. The record is from RefSeq and is a predicted model, not a curated record. The transcript is spliced from 2 exons. NCBI's taxonomy places the organism in Eukaryota, Metazoa, Chordata, Actinopteri, Syngnathiformes, Syngnathidae. Bases 55 to 582 code for a protein of 175 amino acids.
ACUCUCUCCCCUCUUGACCUUUGACCCCCACAGCUCUGCCGCUUCACCACCCCCAUGCCCCACCUGGCGGUCUACUCGGGCCUGGCCGACUCCCCCUCCACCAACGCCUCGUCCUCCCUCUCCAUCCUGGCCCACCCCCCGGCCUGCCCGUCCCCCAUCAGCGUGGCGCUGGACAGCACCUCCGCCUCCGAGCGGCGAGCGGAACCGGGCGAAGCGGACCGGGACGGCGAGGUCCGGACCCCCGGCGAGGGCAACGCGUGCAAGUCCAAAAUGGCGCUGUUCCUGCGGCGGCUGCUGAGGCGAGGAUGCGGGCCGUCCGCCGUCUUCGCCAGCCUGUCCCCCAAAUGCAACUCGGCCGCCGGGUCGGGGGGGCGGAUCCAGCCCAUCAGCCCGGACCUGACCAGCCAGGCCCCGCCCAGGAGGGUCGGCAAUUUCUUCCAGAUCAAAGUGGACAUCCCCCCGGAGUGCCGCAUCUACCCCAUCGAGUCCGAGGACGAGGAGGACGAGAACCGAGCCGCUCUCGGGGCCAAGGAGAUCAUCUGCCCCUGGGAGAGCCUCACUUCUCAGAACGGGACCGGCUAA